UUAUCCCAAGUUUAUCCCUCAAGUAUGGUGAUCACUGAGUCUAUGAAGAGACGUGUUGGCGCCCACUUUGUUGUUGGGUUUCACGGAGAAACUGUGUCUGCAGACAUCAAGUCAUUGAUCCAAAGAUAUUUCGUUGGCGCAGUUAUUCUCUUCAAACGCAAUGUCGUUGAUGGAGGUCAGACACGAGCUCUGAUUAACGAACUUCAGUCUUUAGCUCGCGAUGCUGGCCAUGAGCGGCCCCUUCUGAUUGGGAUUGACCAAGAAAAUGGUCUUGUCUCUGCCUUUGGGCGACCUGACGCCGGUACCCAAUUCCCCGGUGCGAUGGCGCUAGCUGCAGCCGGGUCACCCGAGCUUGCCCGUCAAGUUGCUUUUCUUACGGGCAAAGAACUGAAACUAGUCGGCAUUAACUGGGUCUAUAGCCCUGUCGCUGAUGUGAAUAAUAAUCCAAGAAACCCAGUUAUCGGUGUUCGAUCUUACGGUGAUGAUCCCAGCAAAGUCUCCAAUUAUGUCUCCGCCGUAGCUCAAGGUCUGACGGAUGCCGGAGUCGCGCCCUGCGCUAAACACUUCCCCGGCCAUGGUGACACAGCAGUGGACUCUCAUCUUGCGUUGCCGGUGAUCAACAAGUCGCGAGCUGAGAUAGACGGUAUUGAACUGCCACCAUUCAAGGCUCUCAUUUCGCAAGAUGUCGCUAGUGUCAUGACGGGACACAUGGCUUUCCCAAAGCUUACUUCAUCCGAUUCGCCUUGUUCCUUGUCGCGGGCCGUCACCACUGACUUGUUGCGGACUGAGAUGGGCUUUCGUGGAUUGAUCGUAACUGAUUGCCUCGAAAUGGAUGCCAUUUCCGACCAAGUCCAAGGAGGCUGUGGAGUAGAAGAAGGCGCAGUGCGAGCUCUCGUGGCUGGUGCCGACAUUGUUAUGAUUUGUCAUACGAUUGGUUGGCAGACCGGUGCAAUCCUCAAGGCGUAUGAAGCGAUCCAAUCAGGCAGGGUUACACUGGACGAAAGCAGAAUCAACACUUUGAAGGACAACUUCAUUGGUGGAUGGGAUUCUCUUCCCUCCGCCACCAACGAUGCUGCAUUCGCAGAUCAAUGGCGAGCACUGAAGAGCGAGAGCGCCGCACUAAGUAAAAAAGCCUAUUCUCUGUCAACUGCACUGCUCAACGCCUCGAACUAUGCGCCUCUUGCAUCCGGAAAGCCAGUGAUUCUUUAUACGCCACUCAUAGAGAGUCUUAACAAAGCUGUUGACGAGGAGACGGAUGGUGUGUUGCUGACAAAGGAGGGCAAACUGCGCAAUACAGCAGGGCCAUCCUUCAUGUCUUUCGCUUCUUCCAUUGCCAAGCGAGCCCCAUGCACACAUAUGGUCUAUGAACCUCAAGCUUCACUCAGUGUUCCCGACGACUGUGUCGCAGUGGUGUUUUCGCUCAGAAACGCAGAUCGUUGGCAAUGGCAGCUGGACUCGUUGGGUCGACUAUCUCAGUCAACAAAGAAACCCAUCGUGGUUGUCGGCAGUUGUGCACCAUAUGAAGCGGGGAAUGUCAAACACUAUCCUUACGUUGCAUGUUUCGAGUAUACCUCACCCGCCUUGGAGAAUGCGGCAAGCGUCAUUUUUGGCGAAACGGCGGCCUUAGGAAGCGUACCUGUAGUCAUUUGA
Messenger RNA from Mycena indigotica, 1650 nucleotides. Its product is annotated as Glycoside hydrolase family 3 protein. The transcript has 5 exons. The record is from RefSeq and is a predicted model, not a curated record. The coding region runs from base 25 to 1650 and encodes 541 amino acids. Gene Ontology annotation, molecular function: hydrolase activity, hydrolyzing O-glycosyl compounds. NCBI's taxonomy places the organism in Eukaryota, Fungi, Basidiomycota, Agaricomycetes, Agaricales, Mycenaceae. Gene Ontology annotation, biological process: peptidoglycan turnover; carbohydrate metabolic process.